GACUGGCUGACGCACGCGGCGCGAAUCGAAUCUCCGGCGAUUGAGCAGUGCUUUGCCUUUGCGCAGAUGCGCGGGCUCGUCGAGGAAAACCAGAAGUUCCGCAACAUGCUGCUGUAUCAACAGACGGAGUUUUGUUCCACGCAGCUGAACGAUCACAUCACGUGCGUCGCGCAUGAAGACGGAGACCUGGCUGCCUUUGGAGGCUUUGCGAAAGACGCGAGUCGAAACUGGGCCGGGGUCGAGCGGUGGUAUGCCAUCCACUACCCCAACGCGCUCUGGGUGCGCCCCGAUAUUCACCUGGAUUUCUGCUGCGGACUCCCGAAAACACAAACCGACCGCUUCGACUUGUACGGCCUAACAACAACAACAAGUACAUCGGUGAGCGAUUAUAGUGCGGAGGGCAACAACUCGGGGAACUUUGCGGCCAAAAAGUCUAGCACGAGAACGCCUCGCUGGCAUUUCGAUCAAGUACAAGCGGUUGAGGAAGAGGAACAAGGCGUGGAUUCGUUUUCGUCUACAUUGAAUCACAGUGCAGCUGAAGAAGCAAUACGGCAGGAUGGUACGACGACAUCACCUUUGGCUUCAUCUGAAACAAAUAAAGCCCAACCGCUACAGAAGGCUGCUGCUCCUGUCUUCGAACAGGCCCGGGUCUCCCCGAACUGCGAAAUAUCCUCCUUGGGAAGGCAAUCGUGCGUCCACGACGGCAUGUGCCUCACGCACAGCAAUCGCAUGCUCAUGUAUGCUGAAGAUUCUGACGAGAGACACCAUGCCGACGCAGCUUUCGAUGCUACAAAGACCACGUCUGCUGCAGCUGGGCGAGGAAAGAACAAAAAUAAGAGCAUGAACUAUUUCGGGCAGCUUUUGCUAGCGCCCUGGCGGUCUACGCCGACUUGGGAUACUCGCGCGAAUCCUCGGACGGUGCACGCACUCGAGAAAAGCAUUGGCUUCGACUUCCCGCGCGGCUUCACGUGGGACUUCACCUGGAAGAACAUCGCCUACGGCUGGAGACUUCUCCGACGUCGGAGUAGGGACACGAGUAAGACGAAGACCUCCGGUAUUAAAAGCGAGGAGCAUGAUCAAGCACAAAGUGCAGCGAAUAAGAUGAACACGUUGAUUUUCUCGAGCACGCUGGAACUGCCAUCCGGAAACGUGGUGACCAACAUUUGGCACGUACUGGAGCUGCUCUACGGUGUCUUUUAUCUCAGCACGAAGGAAGCAUCAUUCGAAAGCAUCGUUUUCGCCGACCCCGCGGGUGCCUGGACGCGGCAGACCGAGGUCAACCAGAAGAUCCUGCGCAUGGUUUUCUCGACCUUUAUCUCGCUAGAAACGCGCCGGUUGGUAAAAAUAUUGAACGACGGGGGGCGCGUCGUGUACUACCGUGACAUUAAACAAGGCGACGCAGGAGAACCCGCGCGGUCGUCUCGUAGCACAAAUACGUUGUACGACUCUUUUUUCGAAAAAGUGUUUUUCGACGUUUACACGCAGGCCGGUGUCCAAGACGCGCUCCGAACGUUCCAGGAAGAGUCCCAUCAUGCUCGAGUUGCCGACGUCGACUCUUCGGGUAAACCGAUGCGGAUGUCUCUUCUGUACUUGUCGGAGAACGUGGACGAAAGUGUUGGUCCAGGGGGCCGCGAAGACAAAGGCGAAAAGGAAAACCACGCGAACGCAUCUUUACCUAGCGAGUUCGUGCUCUUCGUUCGCCCUCCUCAACCAGAGGAGGAUACAGAAGACGCCAAUGAACAUCAGCGUGACCAAAGCGAUAAUUAUGCCACCGCCCGCACAUCCGAACAUCAAGAAGGAAGGAGCCAGCCACUUUAUCCUGUGGUGGAAAAGUUACACCAAGCGCACGACCUCCACCGUUUACAUUCCUGUUUCGACGGAAGAGUUCAUUUUCCCGGAACUGGUUCCAUCACUGCCUCGGGGCCGCGAGACGGCGACCUCUGGCGACAAAUGUUGCAAGCAUUCUUUCCGGGUCUGCAGCAGGGGCGGUUUCACGUUCUUUUUUCGCUGCGCGAGAGCCAGGCACAGUACAAGGAGCGCACUUCAACUUCUGGCAAGGGAGGAGGACUAGACGAAAACGAUAAUCAAAGCGGAGCUGCUCAGGCUCCUCAGGCACAAGAACCAAAAGCUGAAAUAAAAGCGUCAGCUGUCAAUUACGACGGAAAGCGCGCGAGGAUUGCAACAGCGCCAGAAUCCCGGAUUCGCUUUGGACGGGAGAUCGUGAACCAGGACGAGAUCCUCGAGCGAGUGCGGGAUUUUCUCCGAGGCAAAAGGAAAGGCGACGAGAGCCAAGAAAGUACGAGAACCGGUACAACUAGUGGCACGCAGCUGAAGAUCCACUACGGUUACGAACCCUUCGAAGAACAGCUGGCCUUGUUCGCGGGCGCGGGUCUCUUGGUGCACGUGUUUGGGCAAGCCAGCGCCUGGAUGGCCUUCAUGCCCAAAGACGCGAUGGUGCUCCUGUUGUAUCCGGAGAAAACCAUGCUGGAAACCUACUAUGGAACGACAAAUUCUGCGGUGUUCCGCGAGGUUCAGGUGGACCGAGUAGCCAUGCCGCUGCGGCUGUACAACAACCAAGACGAGAAACGACACCUUCCUAGCGGUAGCGAGAUCAAGUCUUUGGAACCGCUCUGCGACCUGACGCAUCCCGGGCGGCACGCACACAAACUGAUGUACCCCUGGGUGCACUCCGAGGUAUGGAGUGUCAUGAAUGUGAGCGCCGGAAUCUUGUCCAUUCGCACGGGACCCCACUACGAAUUUCUCAUGCGUCACUGCAGCUAUGUGCUGGACCCGGACCGUUUUAUGCGAAAGUUUCAAGAUCUCUGGCCUGCAGCUUUCCUGCAUGAAGACAGUGCUGGAGGAGACGGGAGCGGACGAGGCAAGGACAUUGAAAGGGGAAGGAGCGUAAGUCUGCGCCAAAGUGCUAGUUUUGGAGGAGAAGAUUAUGACCCAGCACGACCUACGGCAUCACCAUUGUCCACUUUUUUCUUCCGAGAAGCUCGCUCCGACAUCCAUCAUGACGGCCAGGCAAAGCGGCAGUGCUCUACUGCAGACUGGAGCCCCACCCCACUUUGUAGAUUGGACCCAGCGCCGCAAAGCGGGACAGUCCGCAUAAGCUUGACCCAAGUCCUGCAGCAGCUCGGGAUGGAGGAAUUUGAACCUCGUACAAACAGUGCGCUAUCGAACAACUCGGACGGAGGCACUCGCACAGAGGCUUCGAUGACCACAAGCGCAAUAGGUUCAAGGCCUGAGUGCGCAAUAGACCUGGAUACCGAUCUGCACAAGCUAGUACCUGCCGAGCAGCAUAUUGGCCUUGCAGGCCUCGUUCUUUUCACGCAUCGACGACAGUCGCAAAAGCCAAACUCCUACAGCACCUCUUCGUGGGACCUUUUCGCAGAUCUUUACGGCAUGUUUCGUGCGCGAAUGCGGCACAAUGUUCGAUCUUGGCGGUCGCUGGUGCUCAUUGAAGAGGUGCGGGACGAAGAUGCGGAGGUCACGUCAACACCAAUAAGCGAGACAGAUGCGGUUGCAGAUGAAGAUGUAACACGAAACACUUCGACUUCGGAGUCCUCCCGUGUACUGUUCGAAAUGUGUGCCGGGCAGAAGCUUGCGGAAUUUUCCACUCUUGUGAAGAUUUUUGUGCACCAGAAACGGCGUGCCGUGACCGUAGUCGUUUAUCGGUCCCGAUCGAGAGACGCCAGCAGUGUCACGGAAGAAAACAAAAUCUUGCUUCCUCGCUUUCGGGAUGACGUUUUGUUACGUAACCUUUCAGGAAGAGUCAGCGCAGAAGCUCUAGUCGACCGAUUGGCGCGACACAAGGCGGGCGGCGGGGAAGCCAAAGAUGAUGACGGCGUGGAGGGUCUGAGGAAAGACACUGCUACAUGUGGUCGUGCAGCUGAAGAAGAUUCAAAGACACACUUGAUCUCCGCAGGUGAGACAGGCGAGGAGAUCCAGCUUUUUUCUCUUCAGAAUCAUGAGCAAAGCCAAAGCGCCGCCGGUCCGUCUACGACGAUAAUGCGAGAGAUCCAAUUCGAGUCGCGGGCCCGUCUGGUUUUCGCCGGUGAUUCGAGUUCUGGCAGAGGACCUGAGACGACAGCAGAGAUGUCGGAGCAGCAGGACGAGCGGAAAGAAGAUGAACCGCGAGAAAAAUACAGAUACCAUUUUCCCGCCAGCGGCAUGCGCGAUGCUCACUACUGGCGCGCGUACCUUUCCAAGGCCGGAUACGUUGACGAGGGCUUCCGCAGGAUGCAGGUGGUACUCGACUUAACGCCGGGUAGUUGCCGGUUGGAAGGCCAUGAUCCGGAUCGUUGUGAAGGUGCAGGGACUUCAAAUCCGCAAGACACGGCGUACCGGAUUUCCGCUGUCGCACAGAAACAGGUUCGCGACGUUAUUCAGAACCAUCUCUCGCUCUUGCACGAUCCUGACGGUCACUACUUCUUCAUUGCGCCGGCCAAAUCGCAGCUAAUAGAUUUGACGCAAGGAGAUGCUCUUGCCGCUGGUGCAGGAGCAGUUCCUUCUGCAGCUAACAAGAGCGGGACGUCGAGUAGUGGUGCUUCUUUGUCGCGAAGAAUGCAGAUUUUCUCCCAGUGUGCUGUGUAUGUGACUACUUUGACAAAGGCGACGCUGCAGUAUGCCGCCUUCAUGCCGGAACAUGCCAUCGUCAUGUUGUUGUAUCCACCGGAUGUUCAUGGCCACUACGAUCGCAGCGGUUUUUUCAGCUUUCUCCACUCCCUUAACUUGGCCCCGUCGAGGUUUCGGGGGCUGACGUCUCGCCGACCAGUUGAGGAGGAUGCGGUGGCAGGUUCGUCGACGGAGGAUGAGCAGCUUCAUACCCGCGUGUAUGAUAUCAACGUCGAGGAUUUCUUAGUCGAUUUCCGGUUGGCGUACUCGCAGUCAGCAGCGUACAUCCACCUCUCGGACUACCAAAUGCAACACUACGGGCGGCAAGCGUCGGACUUCGCGAGUACCUGCCGUAGUUCCUCUUCUACCUCCGCUGUUGCUGGCGAAGGCGACGAAACUGCGGAACCUGCCACUUGUCCCGCGGACCGGCCGUUGAGCUGGAACCAGAGAGUCGGAAAGUAUUGCUACGUGGACUACGAUAGUCUUGUUGGCAAGGAAAGCGCUUUGAAGCAGCUCGUGCACCAGCAGCGCGCUUACGUCUGGGAGCGGGAGCUCAUGAAGCGACUCGAUCUGGAGCAAAUUGCUAUUGAGUUUCAACACCGUGUGCAGACAGAUCCACCGGGGUACUAGAUGUGUAGCAGAACGCGAUCCUUGCUGCCGCAUGCUCCUGCUCGAUGUCGACAACUUCAACCUGUAGUGAAUGCGGCGCGCAUCAUGAUCCUUGUGCCCAGUUAUAAAUAUAUCUUCGGUGCUCCUUGGAUAGAAGCUUGAUUGCUUCAUGCAUCCAU
Messenger RNA from Amoebophrya sp. A120, 5408 nucleotides. The record is from the annotation of a GenBank genome assembly. NCBI's taxonomy places the organism in Eukaryota, Dinophyceae, Syndiniales, Amoebophryaceae.